This is a messenger RNA of Solanum verrucosum, 542 nucleotides long. Its product is annotated as cell number regulator 2-like. The transcript is spliced from 4 exons. Lineage: Eukaryota; Viridiplantae; Streptophyta; Magnoliopsida; Solanales; Solanaceae. The coding region runs from base 42 to 491 and encodes 149 amino acids. The record is from RefSeq and is a predicted model, not a curated record.
AAAUAAUAUACUUGCUAGCCUAAGUUUAUAGUUUUCCUACAAUGUCUGCAAAAUCAGCCGUAAUUGGAACUCCGGCGGCGGGAGAAUGGACCACCGGAUUAUGUGGUUGUUUUGAUGAUGCAUCGAACUGUUGUGUCACUUGUUGCUGUCCUUGUGUUACCUUUGGAAGAAAUGUUGAGAUAAUUGAUCAAGGAACUACUUCUUGUGUUCAUGCUGGUGUAAUAUACUAUUGUUUGGCUCAUGUUGGUUGGGCUUGUAUCUACACAUGCACAUAUCGUACAAAAUUGAGAGCUUUCUUUAGCUUGCCAGAAGACCCUUGUGGAGAUUGCUUUGUCCAUUGCUGCUGUCUUCCUUGUGCUGUUUGCCAAGAAUACAGAGAACUCAAAAACCGCGGUUAUGACCCCUCCCUAGGAUGGAUGGCUAACGCUCAGAGAUGGAGUCAAGCUGGAGUUACUGUGCCUCCCCAUAUUGCACCAGGAAUGAAUCGCUAAAACACCUGCAGGCUCAUGUGUUCUACUUUCUUAUUUAUUCUGUUGUUUUGU